Molecule: messenger RNA, 1134 nt
Organism: Vitis riparia (riverbank grape)
Lineage: Eukaryota; Viridiplantae; Streptophyta; Magnoliopsida; Vitales; Vitaceae
Exons: 1
Coding region: 1-1134 (377 amino acids)
Source: RefSeq, a predicted model, not a curated record
AUGACGUUAACGGUAAUAGUGAUAGUAACAGUAACAAUGAUGAUAAUAGUGACGAUAACGGUUGUGGUGAUGGUAACCAUAACGAUAACGGUGAUGGUAACAGUAACGGUAACGGUAAUGGUAAUGGUGACAAUAACAGUAAGGGUCAUGGUAACGGUAACGAUGACGGUAAUAGUAAAUGGUAACGAUAACCAUAAUGGUGAUGGUGACAAUGACUGUAACGGUGACGAUGAUGAUGAAGGUGAUUGUAACAUUAAUACUGAUAGUAAUGGUGACUAUAACGGUAACGACAACGACAACGUUGACGGUGAUGGUUAUAGUGACGGUAAUGAUAAUAGUGACAAUAACGGUCACGAUUUCGAUAACAGUCAUAGUAAUGGUGGCGGUAACAUUGACAAUAAUGGUAAUGGUAACCGUAACAUUAACGGUAAUGGUAACGGUAACGAAAACGGUGAUGAUAAUGAAAACGGUGACGAUAAUAGUAACGGUCACGGUAACAGUGAUGGUAAUAGUAACAGUAAUGGUAACGGUGACAGUAACAAUAACGAUAAUGGUAAUGGUAAAGGGGACGGAAAUGGUGACGGUGAUAGUAACGGUAACGAUGACGGUGACGAUGAUGCUAGUUGUAAUGCUAGUUGUAAUGCUAACAGUGAUGAUAGCGGUGAUGGUUACGAUAAUCGAGUCGAUAAAGGUCACGGUCACGCUAAUGAUCACAGUAUCGGUGAUGACAACAGUGAUGGUAACGGUGACGAUAAUGGUUAUGGUGACAAUAACGGUAACAGUUGCGGUAACAGUAACGGUAAUGGUGACUGUGAUAGUAAGAAUAUCGGUAAAGGUGAUGGUAAUGGUAACGGUAAUGGUGAUGGUCACAGUGAUGGUAAUUGUGACGGUAACGGUGAUAGUAAUGGUUACGAUAACGGUAAUGGUAAUGGUGACUGUAAUGAUAAUCGUAACGAUAAUGGUGACGAUAACGGUCACGGUAAUGGUAACAAUAAUGGUGAUGAUAACGGUGACAGUGAUAGUAAUGGUGAUGGUAACGGUGAUGAUAACGGUAAUGGUAAUGGUGACAGUAACGAUAACAGUGACGGUGACGAUAAUGGUGAUGGUUAUGGUAAUGGUUUGAAAAUGUUGUAG